This is a messenger RNA of Pangasianodon hypophthalmus (striped catfish), 3031 nucleotides long. It is a transcript of the gene snap29, whose product is annotated as synaptosome associated protein 29. The record is from RefSeq and is a predicted model, not a curated record. Gene Ontology annotation, biological process: exocytosis; synaptic vesicle fusion to presynaptic active zone membrane; synaptic vesicle priming. Gene Ontology annotation, molecular function: SNAP receptor activity; syntaxin binding. Gene Ontology annotation, cellular component: SNARE complex; plasma membrane. Bases 850 to 1629 code for a protein of 259 amino acids. Lineage: Eukaryota; Metazoa; Chordata; Actinopteri; Siluriformes; Pangasiidae. The transcript has 6 exons.
AAAUGUCACGGAAAAGUCGCUACGUGAGGUGUAAAUCAUGAGGUUGUCGACAGGGACAGGGACUGUCGCCGUUGUUUUCUGCCUUUCCCUCGUUAGUAGGAGUCGAAUUCCGCUUUCAGUUAUCCCAACAAGAUAUACGUGUGCAAUUAUACACUGAUGUCGCAACUAUUUUUAGGCUCAGUUUGUUUUCAGUCAGUGAUCUAAAAAACUAUUAGGCGUGCUGACUACAAGGUGUGAAAGCAAAUUAAUUUACAUCCAAUUAUACCGAAACUACUGGGGUCCGCCAAGUCAGCUUGAUAUGUAGUUCUUUCAUUGCCAAAGACUUCCAAAAGGCCUGUUCGGACGGAAUUAAGUUUACCUGGGAUCCAGGGAUAAUUAACUAUUUUACAGGUGUUACUCUGUUAUUUUAUUUAGGAUCGGUCAUGAAAGUGGUUUUAUCUAUCCUUCUGAAUUUCCUUCUGUUAUUCACCAAACUCAGCGGUCUUCUGAUCAUUUUCGUCCCAUCCAGAAACACGUCUGUGAUUUUCUAUGCAGAUAUCGCCUCGCGUUGGGAAAAAAAAGAUGAUACUUGCCAUAUUUAAUCUUGUAGCACGCAUAUCAGUUACCCUCCCCAGAUACUAAACACUAGAUACUAAACGAAAAAAAUGGAUACUUCAGAAGAGACACUCAACCAUAUAUUUGGUCUGGAUGGUAAAACCUCGACUACACAUCCCAACUGACAAAGGAUUUUCAGGAGGAGAAAGAAAAUAAAGUCAUUAAGAAAGCUAAAUCCCAGAGACUGAUUAUAGGAGCCAUUAUAAUGGCAGCUACAGGCUUCGAUAUCAUCCAAACCUUGCCUUGAGGGUGGCAAUGUAUUCAAACGUCCACAACCCAUUUGCACAUGAUGAUGAAGAGCAUGCCUCACCAGCAAGAAGAGGCUUUAAUUUCGAUGAUGGUGAUGAAGAAGAAAGCACAAUGAAUCCAGCAGAUCGACGUCAGAGGCAGCUCGAACAAGAGGUGAUGUGCACCGCUCAGUCUGCCAUGGACAGCAGCAGUCGCUCCCUCCGCCUCAUCUAUGAGUCAGAGAAAAUCGGAACAGAGACAGCAGAGGAGUUAAUUCGUCAGGGUGAGGCCUUGAAGAGAACAGAGAGAAUGGUUGAUAAUAUGGCACAGGACAUGAAGACUAGUCAAAAGCACAUAAACUCUAUUAAGAGUGUAUGGGGAGGUUUGGUUAACUACUUCAAAGGAAAUUCUGAGCCAAGGCCUCCACAGAAGGAACAGCCACCAGUCUAUGAGGCCAACAACAGAUUACAGAAUGCACUGGCAGAAACCAAGGAGCAUGAAGGUAAAUAUGAGGCCAGCCAUCCCAACCUCAGGAAACUGGACACAUCUGGGUUUGGUGCUUCAUUUGAUAAUGAAUCAUCUCAAAAUGGAUACUCAAAGAACAGACACUUGAAAGCUGCUCAUGAGCAUCUGGACAAUAACUUAGAUGAGAUGUCCAAGGGUCUGAGUCGACUGAAGAAUUUGGGCCUGGGGUUACAAGCAGAGAUUGAUGAUCAUGAUGUCUCACUGAACUCUCUGCUAACUAAAGUGGACUCUAUGGAAGGCAAGAUAAGCUCCACCAACCGCCAACUCAAAAAUCUGAAAUAAAACUAGAGACUGACAUUAAUUCCUGUGUCAUCUCAAUAGUGGUGCAUUAUUGGAUAUUAUUUGACCAAUAGCCAAUUUAACAGUUUCACUCUUACCAAUUUAAUUAGCAAGUCUUAGCAUAGAUGCUUUCUCCCCACCAUAUGACAGUGGUAUCAGUUUCAGAGGGUGAAGGCUAGUACUUGCUUUUCAGUACCUUCUGCUGUUUUCAUAAGCAGUGGUAUAUGCCGAAUAGGAAUGUGAGUCCUUCUCUACACAUUUAGCUAAAGAGCUUUUAUCUUUUUAUUUUAUUUUUAUCUUUUAGCCAGAUCACAUCAGACAUCUGACCUAAUGUGUAGUCAUUUUGUGUAAGGCUUUUCUAAGCAAGUAUAGGGUCUAUAAAAUGUCUUAAAAUGAAAGUUGGCAAGAACAUGUUGCAGUAAAUGAAGAAUACCUAUUUUAAACCAUAAUGAUAAAUAAUAUUUCUUUCCAUCAUGACAUUACAUUUUGAGUGUGAGUUUUAAAGGAAUAUUCGUUGUUUUUCUGUAUAAUCACUACCUACCAAACAAGAAUUUUGACACAUUUCUUAGUACAGAGAAAAGAAAACCUGCUUACUUGAAGCUUACUUACAAUAGAAGUCUAAGGGUAGUUGUUGGGGCAGUUAAUAAAUGUUUGUGCAACUUGUAUUUUUGCAUAACGCAUGAAUUAAUUUUUUUAAGUUGUGUAAAGCGAACCUUCAAAAAAAAUGUAAAGCUCUAUAAAAGUAUAAGGUUUUCUUAUCGAGAUCUAAAUACUUUAUCAGAGUAAAGCUACGGGCUAGUUAUGGGCUACCAACAUAGUCAACCUAGGGUAAAGUCUGUCAGAAGAACCUCAGUUUCUGCCCAAAUGCACAUGGAUACCACAAAACUGUGAAUGCAUAAAUACCUAAUGACAACAGAUGUUAAAAUGCAGUUUUAUUCAACUUCCAUGUGUACUUUUUGAGAUACUCUGACUACAUUGGUAUGUCGUAACCAUAACAUGUUCCUGCUGAAAAAGCAUUUCCAGAUUAUACAGAAUUGGAGCCUGCUUUACAAAUUCCUUUGACUGAACAAUUUAUAAAGUGCUGUAUAAAAUUCUGUUGCUCAUGAAUGUUUAACUGCCUAAUAAAUGUCCUUCCAUUACUAGUUAUUACUUUUAAUCAAGUGAGUUUCACUUUCUCUUCUCAGUAUAGGGAAACUAUCAAUUAUUUGGCCAUGAUCAAGUAACUAGAUAAUAGGUUAGUCUGAUUGUUUUAUGUAGGUUUGACAUGUAAAAGGGCAACAUGAUUUCAGUGUUUGUCUUUACAUUGUAAAGCAGGCUAAAUUGUUGUAGAUUAAUGUGUUUAUAUUUUUAAAACCUACUGUGAAAAAAUACAUUAUGUAAAGAAAAUAAAAGGUUAGUUACAUUA